Molecule: messenger RNA, 4286 nt
Organism: Alexandromys fortis (reed vole)
Lineage: Eukaryota; Metazoa; Chordata; Mammalia; Rodentia; Cricetidae
Gene: Cd53
Product: CD53 molecule
Exons: 8
Coding region: 169-828 (219 amino acids)
Cellular component (GO): plasma membrane
Source: RefSeq, a predicted model, not a curated record
GCCAGUAAUGGUGUAGAGAGAAUAGGAGAAAUUUGCCUGGGCUUAUAAGAAAAUAGGGCCAUUUUGCAAAGGAAUCCUUCAAUUUGACAAGAAUCCAAGUAAGCAGAAAACCAGAAAGCAAAGAAACGGAUACCCUUUUGCUUUCUGUAAAGGUCAUACUCUCCCAGAAUGGGCAUGAGCAGCCUGAAAUUGCUGAAAUAUGUCCUGUUUAUCUUUAACUUGCUCUUUUGGGUCUGUGGCUGCUGCAUUUUGGGUUUUGGUAUCUACCUCCUGGUCCAAAACACCUAUGGAGUGCUCUUCCGUAACCUUCCCUUCCUGACACUGGGCAAUGUACUCGUCAUCGUGGGCUCCAUUAUCAUGGUGGUUGCCUUCUUGGGCUGCAUGGGCUCAAUCAAGGAAAACAAGUGCCUGCUUAUGUCGUUCUUUGUUCUGCUGAUGAUUAUUCUCCUUGCUGAGGUGGCCUUAGCCAUCCUGCUCUUUGUGUAUGAGCAAAAGCUGAGCAACUUAGUGGCUGAGGGCCUGAAUGACAGCAUUCAACAUUAUCACACUGACAACAGCACCAUGGCAGCCUGGGACUUCAUCCAAUCACAGCUGCAUUGCUGUGGUGUAAAUAGCACAAGUGAUUGGACUGGUGGUCCACCAUCUUCGUGCCCAACAGGUGCAGACGUUCAGGGUUGCUACAAUAAAGCAAAACAGUGGUUUCACUCCAAUUUCUUAUAUAUUGGAAUCAUUACCAUCUGUGUAUGUGUGAUACAGGUGCUGGGGAUGUCCUUUGCUCUGACACUGAAUUGCCAGAUUGACAAAACCAGCCAGGCCUUAGGGCUCUGACUUGCAAUUGCCCUGAGCUUAAAAGACAUAUCUCUCUCUGGAAAUCCAAAACACCCAUAGCAUGAGGUCCCAAACACUCACAUGCCUGCCUGGUAUUUUGAUUCCUCUUAUCUCUCCCUUGAGUGGGUUCCUGCCUUAUAUACCCAAGGAAGAGAAUAUCGGUUAUGAACGUCCCAUCUCAAGCAGAAGAAAAUCAUUCACUACCUGAUAGCAGUAACCAUAUCCCUUAAAGAUGAGGAGACAUAACUGGGUGAAUUUUUUGGACAUGAGAGGCCAAGAGAACCUCUAGCUCUUGUGACCUAAGAUCCAGAGAUGGCUGCCAGUGUGGAUAUAGCGCAGAAUACUGACCUAACAUAUGUGAGCCCCUGAAUUUAGCCCUGAGUACUACAAGAUAGGCCCAAGUUUAAGUGUUAGAUUCUUAACAAUUGUCAAAUCAGUCUCUAGCCUCUGAAUCAUGCUAUUUUCACUCUGUAAGAGACAUACUGAAGGGAAUUUUGGAGUCAGAUUUACCAGAUAAUUGACAUACCCCAUUUCCUUUUGAACAUAGACUUUGAAAAUAGGAAUGUUACAGAGAUCUCUCUUCAAAAGGAAUUGUUUCCAUUUCUUUGUUAAAAUAUCUUCUUGAUUUCUGUUAUAUCCAUCCAUUCAGAAAUGACUAUCUAAUCUUCCUGUCCUAUCUUCAUUCAGUCUUAAAGCUUUUUAAUUAUAUAGCCAUGGAGAACAGCCCAGAAGUACUAAUAUCUCCACUGUGUUAGCUGGUAAUCACAUUCAUGUUUAUAUUGUUAUUUCUCCACAAAAUCAGGUUCUGUUAAGGUACUGCUUUAACACUUAAAUAAACAAAAUAGUUUAUGAUCACUGUUAAUCAAACAUUUGACUCAUUUUGAUAUUUCUGCUAGAAAGCCAAAUGUAGUAGUUAGCUAUUUCUGUAUAGCAACUUAGUCCAAGAUAUAAUGGACUACACACAUUAAGAACCUACACACAUUUGUUUUAUUUACUGAUUCAUUUAAAGACAGGCUUUUACCAUGCAGCCCAGGAUGUCUUAGAUGUUCUAUGGAGCUGAAAUUGGCACCAAACUCAUGAUCAUUUUACUUAUACCUUCUGUAUAUUAGAAUCACAAGCCGGGCGACGGUGGCGCACGCCUUUAAUCCCAGCACUCGGGAGGCAGAGGCAGGCAGAUCUCUGUGAGUUCGAGACCAGCCUGGUCUACAGAGCUAGUGCCAGGACAGGCUCCAAAGCCACAGAGAAACCCUGUCUCGAAAAAAAAAAAAAAAAAAAAAAAAAAAAGAAUCACAGGUAUGUGCCACUAUGUUUAGUCAGGACAAACUUUUAUUAUCUGAUGGUUUUAGGUAAUCAGGAAUGUGGAAGUAGCUGUGAAAAAUGAUUACAGAUUGCUGUUUUUAGCAUAACGAUGACUAAGAGGUCAGUCAGUUGUGUCUUCAGUCAUCUCAAGCCUCACUGGAAGAGGAUUCCACUGCGUGUUCUCACAAGAAGCAUUGAAUCAUGGCCCCACAUACUUUUACAUGGAUAGAUUCCUGAAUAAGGAGACAGCUAAGACAUAGAAUGAGCUACAACAACCAAAAUAGAAGCCACAGACCUUUUAUAACCUAAGCUAAAAGUUCUGCCACUAGUUAUUCUUAGAACUGGUUCAAAACGUUAAUUCCUACUCAUGAGUAGAGAAGAUUAUGCAAGGGUGUCACUACUAGGAAGUUGAGGUCACUGCUUGCUGUAUGAGAGACUGCUAACUAUUUCCUCAUUCCUGUUGUGUCUAGAAGCUAGUAUACUUGUCUAUAUGACAGCUAUAUUUUAUAAUGUAAAAUUAGAAAAUGUAUAAUAAUGUACAGAGCUCAAAUGACAAAAAAGAAAAGAACUGGUUUCUGUUGUAAAAGUUUUCUUUAGGAUCGCCAAGCUCCCUUUAAGAAAAAUGGCUAUUUUAAUGGUCUUCUAUAGGGCAAACAUCUAUUGGCAUUUUUUGAGGUAUAUAAAGAAGAGAAGAGACACUUCUUUGUUCAAACUGACACUUAGUGGUGCCAUCACCUGGUAAACUUCCCUACCUAGUGCCUGAGUUUUGUUCUUAGCUCUGUUUUGAUCUUUAUUCCCAAUAACCUGUCACAGAAUUCUAAGAAUUUGCCUACCAAGUAUUACCAAACUCAUCUAUCUCGUCAUCUAAGUCCUUGCCACAUUCUUUCAAUAGUCUGUUUUCUGCAGUCUUAGUAGCCAACAAUGGCCCAAUCUAACUUUUUCUCACACAGAAGCUCAUUAUAUGUGAAAAACAUAAAUGUAAUCAUAUAUAUUUUUAAUAAAUACAACUCUUCAUUGACUGUUGUUUGAGAACAAAAUCUAGAUACUUUAUCUGCCACAUCCUACAGGCAACAUCCCAUUCUUACCCUCUCAGAACUCAACCUCUGACAUUUUAACUCUUUGUAUUUUGUGAUUUCAUUACUGAUGUAUAACAAGUUUUAUUAGACUUUUCUAUAUCAGUUGCAUUUUCUAGUGGUUCCCUUUGUUUGAAUAACUCUUAACCUUUCCUUGCUGUAAAGAUUUCUCUUAUCUCUGAAGGUUCACAAAUUUUUAAGUCUUUCCAAGUAUGAGCUACCAUUCGAAUCUCUUUCCUUUGAGUGACAGCUGAUCUUUGUUUUUGCUGCCUACAAUUGAAUCCAAGACCUCCUGUAUGCUCACUGAAUGUUCUACCGUUACUGCUUCACCAUUUGGAGCUGGGUUUUUUAAUCACUUUUUUUCCUUCCUUCCCUUCUCUCUUCCUCUCUCUCUCUUUCUCUCCCUCCCUCCCUCUCCCCUUCUCCUCCCUCUCCCCUCCCCCCUCCCUUUCUCUUUCUCUUUCUCUUUCUGGACAGGGUUUCUCUGCAUAGCCCUGGCUGUACUAGAACUAGCUCUGUGCACCAGGCUGGUCUUGAACUCACAGAGAUCCACUGCAUCUGUCUCCUGAGUGCCGGGAUUAAAGGUGUGUGUCAUCACAGUUCAGCUUUGAAUCACUUUUAAGGAGGAGGAUACAACAGAAUACAGACAAAUUCCCAUUUAAAUUUUCAUACAAUGUGUCUUUUAUGUGCUUUUGUUACACACUUGAGGCAUGAUUAAUAAAAGUUCAGAGACAAAAAAUUGGACUUCAACCUGAAGGUGAGAAAAGCAAAACAGCCAGCCACUAGCUCUUACCUCUAUCUCGGUCGGAAAUGGCGAUCCUGCCUCCAGGAAUCCCAGAAUGAGACUAAGACUGAGAGCUGUCUCUUCCCGUUUUUAUUCCUCUCUAGUUCUGAGAUAAAGGCGUGUACCACUAUUGCCUGGUUUCUAUGGAAAGUUAGUGUGGCUACUAGAAGUAAAGGUGUGUGUCAUUGUGGUUACUGGGAUUAAAGGUGUGUGUCAUUGCUGCCUGUGUGGCUGUCUUACUUUUCUGAUCAUUAGGCAAGCUUUUGUUUAUUAAAAUACAAAUGAAAUGCCACUACAUGUCC